Molecule: messenger RNA, 408 nt
Organism: Emys orbicularis (European pond turtle)
Lineage: Eukaryota; Metazoa; Chordata; Testudines; Emydidae
Gene: RBP1
Product: retinol binding protein 1
Exons: 4
Coding region: 1-408 (135 amino acids)
Biological process (GO): fatty acid transport
Cellular component (GO): cytosol; nucleus
Molecular function (GO): fatty acid binding; all-trans-retinol binding
Source: RefSeq, a predicted model, not a curated record
AUGCCUGCAAAUUUCAAUGGUUACUGGAAAAUGCUUAGCAAUGACAAUUUUGAGGAGUAUCUGAAAGCACUGGAUGUAAACAUUGCUGUGAGAAAAAUUGCCAACUUACUAAAACCUGACAAAGAAAUCAUUCAGAAUGGAGAUCAUAUGAUCAUUAAAACGCUAAGCACUUUUAGAAACUACAUAAUGGAAUUUAAUGUAGGAAAAGAGUUUGAGGAGGAUUUAGCAGGGGUGGAUGAUCGCAAAUGCAUGACUAACGUGAGUUGGGAUGGAGAUAAACUUCUUUGCGUACAGAAAGGAGAAAAAGAAGGCCGUGGUUGGACCCAGUGGAUUGAAGGAGAUGAAAUGCAUCUGGAAAUAAGAGUAGGCGGUGUCAAAUGUAAACAAGUCUUUAAGAAGGUACAGUGA